AUUAUUACUGAUGUAUCUAAUUACUGUUCCUAAAUCAAGUACAGCAUUGAAAUGUAUUGUUUGUUCACAAUUACAUUGUCGUGAUUCUUAUGUAAUAACCAACCACAGUGUAUAUGUAGACUGUAAAAACGGCACAUCAAAUGAAAAUUUCAAGUAUGAUAUGUAUAAAGUUGAAAUGUCUGUUAAUAAUGCAAUAAUAAAUUUGACUAAAAAAAACGAGAUUUUCUUUGAUGAUGAAUGGGUUUGCUACAAAACAGUACAUAAAAGCGGCAAUGAUAAUAAUAUGAUACAUCGAGGCUGUAUUAAGAGAAAAUCUUCAUUUUGUGAAACAAUGGAAGUAAUUGAUGCAACAUUUUUGAACAUACUUAAAUAUUGUGACAUUUGUGAUAGCGAUGGUUGUAAUGGUAUCCGACCAUUGAUGCCAUCGUUUGUUACUUUAUCUCUUAUAGUUGUAACUACUUAUUAUUUAAAAACUGCUAAUUCUCUAUAAAUUUUUUUAAUAUUAUUAAGUUCAUAAAAUUCAACUUAUAAUUAACUAUUUAUAUUAUUAUAUUUAAUUAUAAUCUCCUUAUAAGCCAAUACAAUUUACACAUAUUUAUAGUAUC
Messenger RNA from Daktulosphaira vitifoliae (grape phylloxera), 605 nucleotides. RefSeq lists its product as uncharacterized. The record is from RefSeq and is a predicted model, not a curated record. Lineage: Eukaryota; Metazoa; Arthropoda; Insecta; Hemiptera; Phylloxeridae. Bases 11 to 490 code for a protein of 159 amino acids. The transcript is spliced from 3 exons.